UAUACUGCCUCAUAACAGCCAUGUAAGAUAUUGAAACGUAAUGUUAUGUUCCAGAGUAGUCUGUGAUAGCACUGCGGUUCCUUAUACGUAAAACACAACCAAAAACUUUAAUUAGUUACCAUCAACGAUCUAGAUUUCACAUUUUCACAGUUCUAAUUAACAUUUAUCAGGAACCAAAACCUCGAAUUAAGUCAAAGAUGGAUAAAAUAUAAAGUAGACUGGAGGUUGUCCUUUGCUAACGUGGACGCUCAAUAAGUUAUCAGUGGUAGCCAGGGCAACUUAGUUGCCAUGUUGGUAAGGGGGGAACAUUUACACUCAAUGUACAGGGUGGUCCAGAUGCCUUGUGACUUCCCAAUUAGUUAACCCCCUCACAUUAUUUUUCCCCUUCGCGUAUUCAUUUGUUUUAAAUAAACCUCGCUUUAAAAAAUAAAUAAACAUAUAGUACGUUUCAGAUCAUUAAACUGUAGUCACAAGACAUCUGGACCACCCUGCCGAACACCGCGAUGGGAACGCAGUCUCGUGAAAUAUCAAAAGUAAAAUCGAAUAUACCGCGGGGGUGUGGUAGAGAGAGAGAUAUAUAAACUCGGCUCCUUGCUAAGAUGACCGUUUCAGCGACGUUUUAUUUAAAUCGACAACCUCCUUUUAACUCUGCGCGCCAUAAUUGUAGGGGAAUGCCUUCCGCUUUGGACAUACAACUGGACGAGACUCCUCGCCCGUGCGCUCUCACUGCCGGGCGCCGGCUCCGUCUUCAUUGUCGCAGCGAUAACCACUGCCGCUGCUCCUGACGCCGGUCGACCGCCUGCAAAUUGUGACAUUGCAGCUGUCGUUCUGCAUUCCGCAUCAGCGACCGUAUGAAGAAAGAAGAAGAAGACAAAGACGACUGGCGCGUUUGUCCCUCGGAUAUGACCAUGAACUCAAAGUGGGGGAGCAGGUGAAGACUCGUAAUGCCACUUGGAGAUCGUCUCAUGUACAGCAGAUAGUAGGCAUUAGAGGACUUGUGUAAGAAAAGUAUUUGUUUCAUUGCACGCAGCUGUUUCAGAAUAAAAGCAGAACAAAAACUCUACUUGACUGUAUUCAAAGGAUAAAAUAAAGACCGCGUUCUUAAAUGGCUGUAUUAUACUAAGAAGAUAAAAAAUUAGGCAUCCCCUCAUAUUUUUCACUUGGCAUUACCAAGACUAAGCUGUGUUUAUCCACAACCUCUUUAAGAUAAUCCAUGUGGGGAAAAUAGAGUUGGCUCUGAGCUGCGUGGUCCCGCGACCCAUGCGUUGAGCAAUCCUCGUGGAGCCUCAUGGACGUGGAUGUCCCCUUGACCCGGGCGCCGGGCAUCAUGUCCAUGGAUCGCGGCUCGCUGGGGGAGACUGAGGAUGACAUGACGGAGCACGAGCGGAACAGCACGGGCCUGAAUUCGUGCUGGCCCAUGUACCAAAGCAACUCGCACAUGAGGAAGGCCUUCAAGAUCAUGAACAGCUUGAGGAGGCAAGGUGUGCUAUGCGAUGUCGUCCUCGUAGCUGAUGGGACAGAAGUGGCUGCUCACAAGCUGGCACUGGCCUCAUGCAGCCCUUACUUUCAUGCCAUGUUCACAAGCGAGAUGGCGGAGAGCAAGGCGCAGAAAGUGGAGAUCAAAGAAGUGGAUGGCCGAGCGCUUGCCCUGCUCGUUGACUACGUGUACACAGCGGAGAUCCAGGUGACCGAAGACAAUGUGCAGAUUCUGCUGCCUGCAGCGAGCUUACUCCAGCUGCCGGAGGUCCGGGAUGCUUGCUGUGAAUUCCUGCAGUCACAGCUGCACCCGUCCAACUGCCUGGGCAUCCGAACAUUUGCCGACAUACACGCCUGCUCCGACCUCCUCCAGCACGCCAACACCUAUGCCGAACAGCACUUCUCUGACGUGGUGCAGGCAGAGGAGUUCCUCUCACUAUCGGUGGAGCAGGUCUGUGACCUCAUCGCCAGCGACAGACUGAUGGUCCCUUCAGAGGAAAAGGUGUUUGAAGCGGUGCUGGCAUGGGUGAACCACAACCGCGAGAAGCGACAGGAGCUGAUGGCUAGCCUCCUGGAGAAUGUGCGUUUGCCUCUGCUCUCUCGCGAGUACCUGGUGGAGCGUGUGGAGGAAGAGAGUCUGGUGAAGAACAACAGCACCUGUAAGGACUUCCUCAUUGAGGCCAUGAAGUACCACCUGCUGUCGAGCGAGCAGCGAGCGCUAAUGAAGUCGGACCGCACGCGACCUCGCACACCUGUGGGCCUCCCCAAGAUGAUGAUUGUGGUGGGUGGCCAAGCCCCCAAGGCAAUCCGAAGUGUGGAGUGCUAUGACCUCAAGGAGGAGAGGUGGUUCCAAGUGGGUGAACUCCCAUCCAGGCGCUGCAGGGCUGGCGUGGUGGUGCUCAACGGGAUGGUGUAUGCGGUGGGUGGCUUCAACGGCUCCCUGCGCGUGCGCACCGUGGACGUGUACGACGCGGCCAAGGACGUGUGGCUGGCGGCGCCCAACAUGCAGGACCGGCGCAGUACGCUGGGUGCCGCCGUGCUCAAUGGCGUGCUGUAUGCCGUGGGCGGCUUCGACGGCAGCACGGGGCUGGCGACGGUGGAGGCAUACAACUACAAGACCAACGAGUGGGUGCAUGUGGCCUCCAUGAACACUCGGCGCAGCAGUGUGGGUGUAGGUGUCGUAGGAGGCAUUCUGUAUGCUGUGGGAGGCUAUGAUGGAGCUUCUCGCCAGUGUCUGGGCUCUGUGGAGGCAUUCAACCCAAUUUCGAAUGAGUGGACGUAUGUAAAGGAAAUGAGCAUUCGCCGCAGUGGAGCUGGUGUUGGUGUUUUGGAUGGACUGCUUUUUGCCGUGGGUGGACACGAUGGGCCACUGGUCCGGAAGAGUGUAGAGGUGUUCAACCCGCCCACCAACUCGUGGCGGCAGGUGGCCGAUAUGAACAUGUGCCGGCGGAAUGCAGGCGUGUGCACGGUGAACGGGAUGCUGUUUGUGGUGGGUGGCGACGACGGCUCAUCCAACCUCUCGUCAGUCGAGUUUUACAACCCCAGCGCGGACUCGUGGACCCUGUUGCCCGUGAGCAUGAGCACAGGCCGCAGUUAUGCAGGUGUUGCCGUUAUAGACAAGCCAUUAUGAUCAACAACAGGUCCAAAGGCAUUCUUAACACAUCUGAGAAGCGGGAAUAACCAUUCCGAAAAGGAUGGGUUCUUAAAGCCACUUCGAGGCUAAAUACAUCGCAUGGUUGUCAGCUCGUGAAAGCGACGCGCCCUCUCGGCGCAUACAAAGCGGAAGAAACAGGACAUCACUGCCAAGCAGGUGCCUCCUAGGGUCAAGUUGACGAGAGUGGUGGUUACCUUAAACACCACUGUUAUGUAUGAUAUUAUCGAUGAUGGUGAAAGGUAACAUGACUUGGGACCAUUUUUUGAGCACACCUUUUCAGAAAUGGAAAAUGGUAACCGUGCUGAUUUUUUUUACGAGUCAAUAAACACGAGUAUUCAUGGCCACUAAUGAUCAGGCAUGGAGCUUUAGAAAUGUUCGUUGGUUUUGUAAAUUUAUAUAAGCUUUCUACAAGUUUUGUAUGCAAGAGACACGGCAAAUAAACACUGGCUUUGAUUUGUAUGUUGACAUUUAAAUCAUGAACAUCAUUUGCAUGUUACACCAUUACUAAUAUAACAUUUUAUAUAUAUUUUUUAUAACCAACAAAGGGAUUCCGUACCUAUAAACGUGUUUUUUUGUUGAAGUAAAUGAUUGAAUCAUAUUGAAAUUGACCUAAGACAGUAGUUUGCAAGCAAUUAUUAGGAUUUGAAAUUGCAACUUUUUGCAUGGCUACUUUUUUGAUAGAAACCUUUUAAAUCUGACAUUUAAUUUGGAAUUGGGUUUCUUUUAUAGUUUCCCUAUCUCUACGUUGCAUUAAUAAAUCUCACACUAUAAGCAUGCAAUUCCACUACAGUGGCUAGUUGCAAAUAAUCUCACGUGACAUUUUCUCAGUUUUUAAUCCUAACCAGUACAAACUCAGGAAAAUUGUCACUGAUAAGGUCUGUUAUGCACUCAGCCACAGGCCUUAAUUAUAUUUUAAUGUGUAGAUUUGCCAAAGUAGACAUUGUAUAUUUGAAAAAAGUGGAAUAAUAACGUUGGGAGCCUGUGAUGUGGACUUAUGUAAGCUAUAUUUACAUUCCUUGUUCAUUGUAAGAUUAGUAUUUAUUUGUAAAUUAUUGCAAUGUGGCAAUGUAUAGAAUAAACAAAAUAUUUUUUUCCGAACUUAUUGCACAACUUUAACCCUUUCCAGUAGCAUUUAAAAAGUUUAGUUUAUAUUUUUAUUUCUAAAUAUAUGUAUUGUGCCCAUUUAAGGUGCUUUAGUUUAACGGGUUAAACUUGCUCCAAACUUUCACGUUUUCAAAUGAAGUACAUUCAGUGAUUUGGCCUUGGCAUGAAUCUUAAAGUGCACGUAUGUUCCAGUCUCGACGAUCGUUAAGUGGAGGCUAGUGCUGUGCCGUAUACAGCGCCACUGCGUGCGGUUGCGGUAUCGAAGUGAAGUGGCUCGUGAAGAUGCAUGCUAGGCUGCCAUGUUGAUGUAUUAAAUGCUGUGUGUGCAAUUAAUCAUGUGCUAGCAACAUUUGCCCUGUGACAUGCCUAUUGUAAAGUAAUAACAAAUUUUCAUUUGUUAUAUUAGCAUGCAAACACAGUUAUAAUUUAGCAAGUAGAAACUUGUGCAUUGUUCUCCGUGCAUGUUUCUUUUACAAGGCAAUGAAUCAUCCUCGAUUAGGUUGUUUCGUAUAUUGGUGGACCAUUUUUCCUGCAUCUCUCCUCCGAGAUUAAUGAAAAUGACCUCUAACGUGGGGCAACGCCAACUUUAAUUUACAUGCACCUUCGGACAAACAACAUUCCUCGGAACGUGCUGUUUUGCAUGCAAGUGUAAGCAGUAGUAAUGUUCCAUUCAUUAAAAUGUAUUAUUACAAUCUAAUUGUGCAUGUGGUAAUAGCUUAUUUUCACUCGUGUAUGUUUACACCGCUAUAUAAUAUUUAUACUUUAUAUUUAGAAGCACCACCAAAAAAGUCAUUUGUGAAUCAGAUCAUGAUCAAAUCGUGGAAGAGUCAGUCUUUACAUCCUUCGUAGGCUAUGAUUCAUAUUCUAAUUUGAUGCAAUUAACCAAUUGAAACUGCAUGCAAAAACUGAUAAACAGUAUGUUUUCCCGAUUUCUAAUUUUAUUCCAAUGGUAUUGCCGUUGAAUGUUUAGAUUCAUAGUAUUUAUAAAAA
This is a messenger RNA of Petromyzon marinus (sea lamprey), 5224 nucleotides long. Its product is annotated as kelch-like protein 2. Gene Ontology annotation, molecular function: protein binding. The record is from RefSeq and is a predicted model, not a curated record. Lineage: Eukaryota; Metazoa; Chordata; Hyperoartia; Petromyzontiformes; Petromyzontidae.